Molecule: messenger RNA, 4289 nt
Organism: Neocloeon triangulifer
Lineage: Eukaryota; Metazoa; Arthropoda; Insecta; Ephemeroptera; Baetidae
Product: NACHT domain- and WD repeat-containing protein 1
Exons: 17
Coding region: 234-4169 (1311 amino acids)
Molecular function (GO): protein binding
Source: RefSeq, a predicted model, not a curated record
GGAGCGUGUGUGUGAGAGAGCGAAGCGAGUGUGUGUGCUGGAUGAUUACGCACGGGAAAAUAUGAGUAGCGAGUUGCAAAGAAGAAAAGUUGGUGGAGAGCGCUUGCGUGCGAGUUGUUAAGAAGCGAGCGAGCGACAUUGAUUAUUUGGCAGCGAGUCGACCAGCAGCUAGCCUGGGGAGGAAAAAUGCUUCGGCGGCCUGACGGCACUGCCAAAUGUGAACGACCCUAGCAAUGGGCAGCAAUUGUUCGUCCAGGCAGGCCCACAAGGACAAGGACAACAACUCACCUUGCUCCGAAGAGUCACCUUGCUAUCAAUUGGCAAAGGUCGAGAACAAUGCCAAUGAGACAAAGAACAAUCACAAGGACGAUGGAGGUGGUGGAGGAGUUGCUCACCCUGACGACGGCAGAACUACUGCAACUGCAGUACCGAACAAAACAAAUACCGCACAAUCAAAAAUAUCAUCAAAAGAAGAGAAACAGAGACCGAAAGAGCCGCCACUGUCCUCUGAGCUGCUCAAAUUCCCUGGUCACCUGGCCAAACUAUUGACAGGUCGAGCGCCCGACUCAAGCAAGCCCAUCAAAAAGACGCACAAGAUCGCCCUUUAUGUAUGCGCAGCCGACUCCCAGGAUUGCUGCGUUGAAAAAGGCGUACUGCACAAUUUUGUGUACCCUGAGCUCAGGUCCAUUUGCAGAGGCAAAGGGUACGAACUGCAUAUCGUCGAUCUGCACUGGAAAACGGCGCUUGAGAAGCAGCAGGACCAUGAGUUCCCAGAACUCUGCCUCGGAGAAUUAGCUCGCCAAAGCGAAAUCGCAUAUGUUAUUCCCAUCAUUUUUCUGAACGACUCGCUCGGAACACCUCUACUGCCAAAGACCAUCGAGAAACAGGACUUUGAAUUUGCCCUCAACAGCGCCGAGAACAAGGAAUUGCUGCAGAAAUGGUACAAACUUGACAGUCAUGCCCAACCUCCAUGCUACAGGCUGCAACCGAUUGGCUCACACAUUCCAGGCGUCAAGGAAGAGGGAGAAAAUGAAGUGGCCCUCAACGAGUGGCGCCUCGAAAUUGAGCGCAUCCUGGCCGUCAUGGUGGAAGUGUUUCCAGCUGAGUUGCGGGAUACAUAUCUGACCACUGUGGUGGAGCAGGAGGUGCACAACACGGUGCUGAUGAGCCAAGAGUUAGCCAAACGAAGCAUAUGGGUUUGGAGGGCGAGUGCCCCACAAUCUGCCGAUGACGCCGCAGAGAUCUCCACGGGUUUAGUUGAGCAACGGCGGCGUCUCGAAAUUCUUCAAGAUAACCUUAAAGGUCAGCUGGCUGAAAAGCACAUCAUCAGGGUGCAGGCCAGGGACCCUGAGGCCGAACAGCAGAAACAGUACGCACAAGACCUGGCGGAAAAACUGGACGCACACUUGCAAACUGCCGUCACAAAGAUCAUCUCAGAAGAUUUGGCAAAGGACCCGCUGAAGUCCUGCUUAGGAGUCAGCGGAGAACUCUUCCAAGAACUGGUACAACAAGCAAACUACUGCCAGAAAGCUGCCCAAUGCAACAUCAACCGAGAGGAAGUAUUGCAGCAUGUUAAAAAUUACAUUUUAGAGAGCAGCACAACUCCGCUUGUUCUGCAUGGGCCAAAGGGUUGUGGGAAAAGUGCCCUGGUGGCAAAAGCCUUCCAAGCCAUCAAGGUGUGGCAACCCGAGGCGUACAAAAUCAUCAGAUUCACAGGUCUCACACCUGCAAGUGGCACAAUGGAGCAGCUGCUGCUCAGCAUUGUGAUGCAAUGCUCCGUUCUUGCUGGGUGCGAGGAUUGGUACUGCCCACACAGUGUGUCGACGUACGGAGAACUGCUGCCAAAGUUGUUAGCGUCGGCUAGUUCUCGAAAUCCACUCAUCAUCAUGAUUGACGGAAUCGACCAAGUUAGAAGCUUUGGUUGCCAGUCUUGCGAGUGGCUCCCCGAGAAUCUUCCUGAAAACCUGAAGCUGGUACUCUCGGUUGACGAAGACAGUGAAAUGUUCCAGACCAUUCAAGCCAAAGUUUCCGACCCAACCAAACUUGUUAAGGUCCCUCAACUGGGGAAAACUGAGGCCAAGAGCAUAUUGAUGUCUGCUGUGGUGCAGUACAACCAUAGCAUUAACAAGCAAAUCCAAGACUUUGUGCGCAACUCUGUCAUGGAAUGCACUUUACCAUUAUAUAUUAAGAUCUUGUCAUGGCAGACUUCAUUGUGGGUUGACAAAGAGCACACAAUCCUUCCCAAGGGGAAUGUCAAGGAUCAAUUUCAUGCAUUACUCGAGGAACUUGAGACAAUCCUUGGCCAAGUCAGAAUCAAAAAAGCAUUAUCACUCAUUUCUGCAUCUAAAUUUGGACUGUGCGACUCAGAAAUGCUGGACUUGCUGGCACAAGACAGUGUUUACCACAGUGAGAAGACUUAUGUACCAUGGGCACCAGCCUGCCUCUUUUGGGCGCAACUCAAUAAAUACCUUGCGCCAUUCCUCGAAUGGACCAGGGUGUCGGGUGGUUACUGUGUACGCCGCUGGAGAGACAUCAGCUUCCAACAAGCAGUCAGCGACAGAUAUAUGGACGAAGAUUCAACCAGGGAGGCGCAUGAGAAGCUUGAACAUUAUUUUAGCAAAGGGGUGGUUAUUGCUGAUGGACUUUCAGCCAGAAUAGUUCAGCAACCAAACAAGGACACUGAGUUAUACAACAUCCGAAAGCUAGUUGAGCUUCCUUAUCAAACAUUUGCUGUGAGUGGGAGCAUCGAAGAGCGCUUCCUACUUGACGAAGAAUGGCUGCUGGACAAAGUGUGCGGCGCUGAUGUAUACCAAACGCUUGAAGAUUUUGCUUUGGAAGGGAGCGGUGACGAGGCGGCCACCCUUCGGAAGUGCUUGGAAGAAAGUAGCCAGGCUCUGGCCUAUGACGGCCGACAGCUGUGGGCGCAGCUGCAUCUCCGCCUCUCACACAUAUCACUUGAGGGCCAACCCCGAUUGCAAAGGCUGCAAAGCAUGUGCGCGGCGCCGCCGAUCGCCUCGUUGAUGCCGCUGGGACCAUUGGAGCCCUCUGACGAGCCACAACCCAUCAACUUAAUCACGCGGCUGCCUGAGAUGGUGCGAUUUGUCUGCACAUUGGCCACUGAAAAGGGCGAGGUGGUCAUUUGGGACGUCUGCACCGGCCGCCAAAUUCGCACACUGACCAACGUUCCGCAGCCAUCGGCCAUCAAGCUCAUCGAUUGGCGUCGGUGCGUUGUUCUCUGCCGCCGAGAGCUCACCGUGUUUGACCUUGACCAGGGUCAACUACUCAAAAGAUUGAAAGGCGUGAUGAACCAAAAAAUGCCCUACUUUGGUUUGCACGACGAGCACCACCUUGUCGCCCUGUCCCGAAAUCGCAUGUAUAUCAACCUGAUGAACCUGGAAACAGGGGAUUGCGUGACCACCUUCAAAGCGGGCGAAGACCGUUUCCUCGACUCUCUGCUUGUGUCCAAAGAUGGUCGGAUCUUGGUGUGUGGAGACGAAACUCAAAAGCCCUUCCCGUUGUUGGUGUGGAGCCUUACCUCAAGAAAACUCAUGUACGACUUGCGCAUUCCUCAUCACGACUUUGUCACCAGUCUCGCAGCCAUCACGGACGAGGGACAUUACGUUUGCAGUGUCUGCAAGGAGGUAGACGAGCCGUCGCCAAAUUUCAUAAUUGUCUAUGACCUUCAAAGUGGCACCUUGUUCAAAAAGUGGAAACCUGGCGUCAACACCGUUUCUAUUGCAAUCUCAUCAUCACAGGACAAAUUCGUGAUUAGUGGACACGAAGACUCGCAAAUUUUGGUUUGGGAUUUGACGACCGGUAACUGCCGACACACUCUGAGUGGACACACUGCCCCAGUAACCAUGCUGAGAUUAGACUCAACUGGCUCCUUCUUCCUUUCCACUGACUCAUUGUGUCGUGACCGUUCAUUGAGAUUAUGGAAUCUGAGUUCUGGAACCUGCAUAGCUGUUUUCACGCCUGACUAUCCAUUCACUGCAUGCGAAUUGGCCAACGGUGGCCGUGCAGUGAUACUAGCAAUCAAAGGCCAAGCAGGGAUAUUAACGUUGCAUUUAAAGAGCACACAAGAAGAAGAGGAAAGCCAGGAACAAACAUACGGUGAUUCAGAAAUGGAUGGCCAAGUUGUUACUUUAAAUGAUGAAGACUUUCGGUGACAAGCUAAUUUAUAAUUCUGUAUAUGUGUUGUCAAGACAAAACUCAAGUCAGUUUCAUCCUUCAUUUCUCCUCAUGUCAAAUGAAUGUGUCAUUAAAAAAUAAAGCCCAUGAUAUCAACU